AUGACGUUAGACAUUAUAUGUAAUUUUCGUAAGUGCAGAAGAUCACUAUCUAGCCAAGCGUGGGUAACAACAUGUUCACAUGCUUUUUGCGUUGAACACGGAAAAAGCGAAUUUAAGCGUAACGCUGAGAAUUCAUUAACAUGUCCCGCGUGUGGAAACGAGUUACGUGAUAAGUUCGACGUAAUUCAAGCUGAUCUUAAACCAAGCGAAACAUUCAAGUCAAUUGUAUUGGCGGGUUUAAAACCAGACACUAUUAUGGAUGUUGCAAUGCGAGCAAUGUCGUUUUGGUCCUAUCAAGUAGAACAAGAAGCUUUGUAUCAAGAAAGUUUAGCUAAGCAUUCAAAAGAAAAGUUACAAUGCUUAGAAGAAAUCAAUAAUAUAAAUACACAGAAACUCAAAGCCGAGCUAGAAACUUGUAAACGAAAAAUAGCGUCACUGCAAACAGAUUUUAACAAGAAAAAGAAACAAGCAGAAGAAUUGACCGCAAAAUUAGAAGAUAAAACGAGAAAACUGCAAAAACUAACAUUUGAAUUGGAUUCACAUAAACGGAGAGAUAUUAGAACGAAUAAUUUUGAAGAAAUAAGUGUUAUUAAUCAGGAAAAGUGCAUGGAUAUAUCGGAAUUAGUUGUGAACAGAGUACCAUCUGAACCUUUUGUCUUUAGACCCAUGAAAGAAGUAGAAGAUUCGCGUAGAAUAAUGUGUUCUCCAAAAACACCAAUGUUUGAUUUUCGACAUAAAAAUAAACAACCAGCACAUUUUCAAUUCAAACCGAUACGAUCUUAAAGCCAUGAUGA
Messenger RNA from Colias croceus (clouded yellow), 794 nucleotides. Its product is annotated as E3 ubiquitin-protein ligase CCNB1IP1-like. Lineage: Eukaryota; Metazoa; Arthropoda; Insecta; Lepidoptera; Pieridae. Gene Ontology annotation, biological process: reciprocal meiotic recombination. Bases 1 to 783 code for a protein of 260 amino acids. The transcript has a single exon. The record is from RefSeq and is a predicted model, not a curated record. Gene Ontology annotation, molecular function: ubiquitin protein ligase activity. Gene Ontology annotation, cellular component: synaptonemal complex.